GCCAGAACACAAGAUAUGGCUGAAAACAGUAUUCAACACUAUCAAAUACCUGGUUGCUGAUGGUCUUAGCUUUCGCGGACACGACGAAAACUCGAAGUUAGAAGAGGACCUGGCAGGAGGGCUCUAUUUAAAUACAUUAUCUGAUCUUAUUUUUGCUCAAGAUCCUCAUUUGCAACAAAUAGCAAAGAAUCUUCCAACCAAUGCAAAAUAUACCUCACCAGAAAUACAAAAUGAGGUAAUAGAAACCCUAGCAGGGAUUGUGAGAGAGACAGUGGCCAACGAGUGCAAAGAAGCGGAGUUAUUCACCCUAAUAAUGGAUGGAACUACUGAUAGCAGUCAGAG
This is a messenger RNA of Paramuricea clavata, 342 nucleotides long. Lineage: Eukaryota; Metazoa; Cnidaria; Anthozoa; Malacalcyonacea; Plexauridae. The record is from the annotation of a GenBank genome assembly.